This is a messenger RNA of Cucurbita pepo subsp. pepo (vegetable marrow), 2931 nucleotides long. The record is from RefSeq and is a predicted model, not a curated record. NCBI's taxonomy places the organism in Eukaryota, Viridiplantae, Streptophyta, Magnoliopsida, Cucurbitales, Cucurbitaceae.
CAAAUUUUGGUUCCAUUGAAGUGGCAAUGGGUGUCGAACGGAGGUGGGUUUGUGCCGCCUCGCUAUGCGUUUUGGCGACGGGCUUUCACUUCGUCUACGCCGCCCAAUCUCCCGAAGGUUUCAUUAGUAUCGACUGCGGCGGAUUCGAAGAUACCGUAAACGAAGGGGAUGGGUUGGUUUAUAAAACAGACAAAGACAUGAUAGGAUCUGGAAUGAGCAACCAAAUAUUAGCAGAAUAUCGUCCACGUUGGGGACCUAUAUACUGGAGCUUAAGAAGCUUUCCAAAUGGCACAAGGAACUGCUACCGUCUAAAAACAGAGGCACCCAAAAUGACUAAAUAUCUCAUCAGAGCUUCCUUUGUGUAUGGCAACUAUGAUGGGUUAAACUCCACCCCCACUUUUGACCUUCACCUCGGCGUCAACUUGUGGGGAACAGUGAAGCUUGACAGCCUAUGUAUGGAGGCUAUUACCCUCCCUGAUCCUUCCUCGGAUUACAUCGACGUCUGUUUGGUUAACACAAAUUCUGGAGUUCCCUACAUUUCCGCUUUGAUAUUACGACCUCUUGACGUCUCUCUUUAUCGACUUGAUCCCAUUGACACUGCAAAAUUCUUGGUCCUUUCGAACCGAUUCGAUGUUGGAGGCACCAACCAAAUCACAUACCCGAACGAUGUGUAUGAUCGGAUCUGGAGCGGUUACAGUUGCCAAAACAAUACGAGCUUAGUGACCACAAAUGCUGUAAUUGCUGGGAGCAAUAAUACUAAUGUUAACGAUGAUGAUCCAUACAAGUUGCCAAUGUUGAUGUUACAGACGGCGUGUCGUGCCAACGGUUCAAGUUUUCCACUUGGAUUAGGGACAGCCUAUAGAAGUUAUAGAUUAUAUGUUUGCUUUCAUUUUGCGGAGAUCGAGAAGCAUGAAGCCGGGAAGUUUCGGGAUAUGAAGAUUGUGCUCAACGAUGUCCAAACCAUCACACAGUCCAUUCAACUCCAAUAUCUCAAACCACACACAGUUUGCACAAAAGGCUUCGAUGUGAAUCACGGCCAGCAGGUUAAAUUUUCCAUUUCUGCUACAUCCAUCUCUAGCCUCCCUCCCAUCCUCAACGGGUACGAGAUUUUGUACGCCAUGGACACUCCAAAUCCACUAACCUUCUUGCAAGAUCGUACGUUCUCUUCUUUCUUCUUCUUCUUCUUACCCUCGAAUAUUACCAAACAUCUUCUACUAAUACUACUCACAGUGAACGCAAUAAGUGAUAUCAAGCAACAUUACAAGCUUAGUAGAAAUUGGGAAGGUGAUCCUUGUAGCCCACCAGAGUUCUCAUGGAAAGGUUUGAAUUGCAACAAUGUCCAACCAUGGGCAAGAAUCAUUUCACUUAACCUGAGCAGAAGCAACUUAACUGGAGAUAUCCCAUCCUCCUUCUCCAUGCUCACUGCCAUCAACUAUUUAGAUCUAUCCUACAAUGAGUUGGAAGGGGCAGUACCAGAAUUCUUGGUGCUAUUGCCACAGCUGCGACUUCUAAAUUUAAGUGGGAAUAAACUCACCGGCGUCGUACCUGACACUCUUCUUCAAAAGUCUAAGGAUGGAACCUUAAUUUUAAGUAUGGAAGGCAAUCCAGGACUCUGUUGGUCACCUCCAUGCAACCAGAAAAAAGAGUUGGAAAUUCCUAUUCUUUUCUCUGUUAUAGCGGCCCUUGUCUUUGUUGUAAUCCUAUUGGGAGUCACUAUAAUCUGUACAAGAAAACCCAAAGAGAACUCGAUCGAAUCAAAACAAGAGGAUCCACUAAAAUUGAAGGGUAGACAGUAUAGCUACGAAGAGGUUGUGGGUAUUACUGAAAACUUUGGGGUGGUUCUUGGAGAAGGAGGAUUUGGGAAAGUUUAUCUUGGUUCUCUGAAGGAUCAAACUACAGUUGCAGUGAAGAUGCUUUCAGCAACGUCACAACAAGGCAAUAAAGAAUUUCGAAUAGAGGCACAACUUCUGAUGGUUCUUCAUCAUCGCAACUUGGUUUGCCUACUUGGAUACUGUGAUGAAGGUCAACACAAGGCGCUCAUUUAUGAAUAUAUGGCCAAUGGCAGUUUACAGCAACACUUAAAAAACCAAAAUACAAAUUCAAACACCGAUACUCUUAGUUGGAUUGGAAGACUUCAAAUUGCAGUGGAUGUAUCACAGGGAUUGGAGUAUCUACACAAUGGUUGCAAACCUCCAAUUAUCCAUAGAGAUUUAAAACCUGCAAAUAUAUUAUUAGACAAGAGAAUGACAGCCAAAAUAGCUGAUUUUGGAUUGUCUAGAACUUUUGCAACUGAAAAUGAAUCUCAACCUUUUACUCGUCUAGCUGGUACACCAGGAUAUCUCGACCUUGGAACUCAAGGGUGUGGUAACGUAAAUAAGCAAAGUGAUAUCUAUAGCCUUGGCAUUAUCUUGCUUGAGCUGGUCACUGGACAGCCUGCAAUAACAAGAACUUCUGGUGGGAAUUUUCACAUAUUAAACUGGGUGGAACCAAUGAUCCAAACAGGAGACAUUCAACAAAUUGUUGUUUUCAAGUUAGGAGGACAAUUCAACCACAAUUCAGCCUGGAAAAUCAUAGAACUUGCCAUGUCAUGCACUCAAUCAACUGCACUUCAAAGGCCAGACAUAAGUCAUGUUUUGGGAGAGCUUAAGGAGUGUCUACCAGUCCAUCAAAGCACUUCCCCACAAACUAGUAUCAUGUCUACAAGAAUUCUCUCUGAAUCGGAAAUAGCUCCUUCUCCAAGGUAGCCCACAUGCCUUAGAAACUAUGCUCAUCUUCCCUGCCAGUAUAGUUUAUCACCUUCAUGUCACUGUUCUGUACGACUAGACUAAUGUGGAUUACUCGGAAAUUUCAUAUAAGUUGUUAAGAUGUAUGGCUAAUCUUCAACACGAUUUCUCUGCCUAAUCAAAUUUGGGAGUUGCGAUGUGUUAUAAA